GGAUGACUUUUCACGCCGCGACUGACAAACUCUCCACUAACUGGGCGGACUGAGGGAGUUUUCCUCUCAGCAAUACGGGUUUUGUUUAUCUGAGGCGGACGCAAGAAGCCAAUGGUGCUGUCACGGUUGCCAUGGGGACGAGAGAUUGGGGGGGGUCCUCUGGGUUUGCGAGCUUCUUCCUUGCUCUCCCCCCCCCCCACCUGCAAUGACAGAAAUAGAAAGAGCAGCAGCAGAGCCGGAACUUGUUUUGUUGUGUGCAUCCUCUCUCGCGGAAGCACCAUCUGGGCAGAGAGGAGGCUGAGAAAGGAGAGAGGCUAACGCCUCUCAACUCCUCUUCCUCUCCCUCCCGCCCACCCCUUGUUCACGACAUAGAGCUUUUGGAGAAUGACCUCGGCGGGGCGGUUCCCGGUGGCUGACUGAUCCCUCUACCGGGACUCGUUUGCGACGGAGGGAUCCUUCUCCGGGCUGCCAGUGCUGCGGCCCCAUCUUGGCUCCGCUCGGGGCUGGGGGGGCGGCGGCGGCGGCUCCGCACCCGGCACCAUGGACGAGGCCUACGACGUGAUCGUGCUGGGCACCGGCCUGACCGAAUGUAUCCUUUCUGGCAUCAUGUCUGUGAACGGCAAGAAGGUCCUGCACAUGGACCGGAAUCCCUACUACGGGGGCGAGAGCUCAUCAAUCACCCCCCUGGAAGAGCUCUACAAGCGCUUUGAGAUUGGUGAUGGUCCCCCUGAAUCUAUGGGGCGUGGCCGGGACUGGAAUGUUGACCUUAUCCCCAAAUUCCUCAUGGCCAAUGGCCAACUGGUGAAAAUGCUGCUGUAUACGGAAGUGACACGCUAUCUAGACUUCAAAGUGGUGGAAGGCAGCUUUGUCUACAAGGCAGGAAAGAUCUACAAAGUGCCGUCCACCGAGACAGAGGCUCUGGCAUCCAAUCUCAUGGGCAUGUUUGAGAAGCGGCGCUUCCGUAAGUUCCUGGUGUUUGUGGCAAACUUUGAUGAGAAUGACUCGAAGACAUUGGAAGGGGUGGAUCCUCACGCCACCACAAUGCGCGAGGUGUAUCGACGUUUUGACCUGGGCCAGGAUGUCAUUGACUUCACAGGCCAUGCGCUGGCGCUCUACCGCACCGAUGACUACUUGGACCAGCCCUGCUUGGAGACCAUCAAUCGCAUCAAACUGUACAGUGAAUCCCUGGCCCGCUAUGGGAAGAGUCCCUAUCUCUACCCACUUUAUGGUCUGGGUGAACUACCCCAGGGCUUUGCCAGGCUCAGCGCCAUCUAUGGUGGCACCUACAUGCUCAACAAGCCAGUGGAUGAGAUUGUCAUGGAAGGUGGCAAGGUCAUCGGGGUCAAAUCUGAAGGCGAGGUGGCACGCUGCAAGCAGUUGAUCUGCGACCCCAGCUAUGUGCCAGAUCGGGUGCGCCCAGCAGGGAAGGUGGUGCGUGUCAUCUGCAUCCUGAGCCACCCUAUCCGUGGCACCAAUGACUCCAACUCCUGUCAAAUCAUAAUCCCCCAGAACCAAGUGGGGCGCAAAUCUGAUAUCUAUGUCUGCCUGAUCUCCUCUGCCCACAAUGUGGCUGCGCAGGGCAAGUACAUUGCAAUUGUCAGCACUACUGUGGAGACGGACUCUCCUGAGAAUGAAGUGCAGCCAGCCCUCGACAUUCUUGAGCCUGUUGAUCAAAAGUUUGUGGCUAUCAGUGACAUAUAUGAGCCUACCGAUGAUGGAACUGAAAGUCAGGUAUUCUGCUCACGGUCGUAUGAUGCCACCACCCACUUUGAGACAACAUGCGAUGACAUCAAAGACAUUUACCGGCGCAUGGCAGGGGCUCCCUUUGACUUUGAGAGCAUGAAACGGCGCCAGAAUGAUGUCUUCGGCGAGGAUGAGCAGUGACUACUCCCCUUCUCUUUCUCUCCCCCCCCCCAUCCCCAUCCUUCCUCCCCCUGAGUUUUCCCCAUGCAAGGGACCAUACUCCCAUUAGGGACUGGCUUUACCCCACACCUCAUCUGAGACUGGCUCUUCCAGAUAUUCAUUCAGCUAUACAGUGGUACCUCUACUUACGAAUUUAAUGCGUUCUGAACAGACAUUUGUAAGUCGAAAAAAUUUGUAAGUCGAAUCCCAUAGGAAUGCAUUGGGAGAAAAAAUUCGUAAGUUGAAGCAACCCUAUCUAAAAAUUCAUAAGUAGAAAAAAUCCUAUCUAAACCGCAUCCAAGAUGGUGGACGGAGCCAUUUGUAAGUAGAAAAAUCUGUAAGUAGAGUUAUUUGUAAGUAGAGGUACCACUGUAAUUGAUUUCUCCUAAUUGUGACCAAGAAGACAUUCCUAGUUUAUUUUUCCACUCCAUCUCCAUAUCUUUCUGCUCACAAGAGAAAGACCCCCUCCGCCCCUCCCCCAACAACUGAGGUUGCAUCAGAGUUGGUGCAACUGAAAUUCUUUGGGGACCCAUUCUCUUAUAGAACAGGGAUUUGUAUUAUAUUCAAUUGCAUGCAUUUAACCUCUGCUGGCUACCAACUUCUAGGAAAAUGCAGGCUUGGGCAGGGGUGAUUUGGCACUCUCUUCUGCUGCAGCUCCUUCCCUCUGCAUGUUUGUAAGGAUAAACACACAUCUGAAAGCGGGCAGAAGUAAGCACACUAAUCACUUUUCCACUUCAAGUUGCCCCAUCACAAAUCUGUUCCUAGAAGAAGCAGACACCAGGGGUUUAAAGGCAUGUGAUUGCAUGGAGCAUGCAUUUUGGCCUUUGUUCCUGCUGCUAAUCUCAAACAUUCCUCAUCUCUUCCACUUUGCCCUCCUCUCUACUCUCAGCAACCAUGUUAUUUUCUGUGCCUCACAAUUCCCCCCCUUUUUUUCCAGUUCUGAUCCCAGUGAAUUGGCUUGCUUGCUUCACUUGUGACAGACAUUCUUCCCCUCACUUACAUAUAACCAGCCCUCCUUCCUUUCCAUGUUUAUCAUGAUCAUGGUGUGAAUCUUCAUUUCUGUAUGCUGAGAAGAGGCUGGAAUGACUAGCACUACAGGAUGAGGGGGGGACAUGAAGGGCCCCUCUGAACCGCCUCUUUCCACACAUGCUGUCCCUCUGGCCAGUCCCUUCCCUCCCCCACCUUGCCACUUCAGGUUCUCACAGCCUCUUUGUUUGUCUUGUGUCCAUUUUGUCCCCUCAAUUCCCUCUUAGUUACUUUAGCCUAAAGUGGGGGAAGAUUUGUGUGUGUGUGCGUGUGUGUGUGUGUGUGUAUGUGUCUCUCGUGUGCUGGACAUAGGGACAGGGUGGUGGUUCUGUCCCCUUCCACUUGCUGCCACCUGCUGUAACUUAUUGUAACUUAUUAAUGAAGCAGGUCUAACUUUUGUUGACACACUUGAUAAUUAACGAGGUUUGGAUGGGGGCGGUUAGGCCCUGGCAUGAGCAAAAAGGCCUGGGGUCUGUUUUGUGUCAGAGGCUUCCUUCCUGCCAAAGCUGGCUUUAUGGUUAACAAUCUGUCUGUAACUCUAGGGGGAUAUGAGGGGUCACCUCCCUCCACCCCACAGCUGCUCAAUUGUCUCAAAGUAAUAAAUUCACUUAGUCUAGCUCUGGCUCUUGUCUGGUACCACCACCAUGGGAAUGAGAGGGGGAGGGGAGGGGAGGUCACGUUUAGUCAGUCUCCUAAGUAGAGAAGGGAGGCUUUUGUAGAGAAGGACCAUGUUAAACUCAGGAGACGGAUGAAAAAUCUCAUGUGAGACAUGGCAUAAUGAGAAUGUUGGAGAAGCCCCACAGCCUGGCCUUUGUGGCUUAAUCUUUUUGGAAAGGAAUUCCAAUGUAGAGCCCAGCGCCAUGUGAACCAUGAAACUUGAAAUUUGUUUUAACCUGCACAGCUUAACUCUGGUUACAAACUUUCAUCUCAUCUGCCUUUUUUCUACUGCUCAGCGUCUUUUUUUCCAAGAAUUUAGAGUUAAGCAAGGAAAUGAAGAAUUGCUGUUUUAGGAAGCCAGCUGUUGGAAUUGAUCAGAUUAUUCAAAUUUCCCCCAGUCUCCCUGUGUGUCACCAAGAUCUGAAAGCAGAUAAGUGCAGGGUUUAGCAAAAUACUACCCUUAAUAUGUAUCUAGAAGUGUGGCACAUAUUUGGACGUCAUGCAUUUCUCUCUCAUCUACCUUGGGCUAAGACCUUUUGGCCCAGUUAGUUUAUGACCCUUUCCUCUUGGAGCAGAAACCCUGUUUGCCAAGAUAAUAUGGGGGCAGGAGCAGUACUUGCAGGGAGG
This is a messenger RNA of Zootoca vivipara (common lizard), 4212 nucleotides long. It is a transcript of the gene GDI1, whose product is annotated as GDP dissociation inhibitor 1. Gene Ontology annotation, biological process: small GTPase-mediated signal transduction; vesicle-mediated transport; protein transport. The record is from RefSeq and is a predicted model, not a curated record. Gene Ontology annotation, cellular component: cytoplasm. NCBI's taxonomy places the organism in Eukaryota, Metazoa, Chordata, Lepidosauria, Squamata, Lacertidae. Gene Ontology annotation, molecular function: Rab GDP-dissociation inhibitor activity.